AACAUGGCCAUCGACAUGUGGAGCCUGGGCUGCAUCAUGGCUGAGCUAUAAACGGGAUGCCUGCUGUUCGCUGGGGAGAAGGAGGUGGAGCAGCUGGCCUGCAUCAUGGAGGUGCUGGGCCUGCCACCCACCCACUUUAUCCAGACGGCUUCCAGGAGACAGACAUUCUUUGACCCCAAAGGUUUUCCUAAAAAUAUAACCAACAACAAGGGGGAAAAAAGAUACCCAGACUCCAAGGAUCUCACGAUGGUGCUGAAAACCUGUGACUCCAGCUUCCUGGACUUUCUCAGAAGGUGUUUGGUGUGGGAAUCUUCGCUUUGCAUGACCCCUGACCAGGCCCUCAAGCAUGCCUGGAUUCAUGAGGCACAGAACCUCAAGCCAUGGCCCAGGCUCCAGACCUUGAGAAAAUCCAGUUUCAGUUUUCCCUCUGAGUCAAGCAAAAACAAGGUUCAAGGGUGUCAUCAUUCCACCAAAAGUACAAAAGGUGAGAUCGGCAGAGACUACAGACAAAAUGAAAGAUGGUGCCACUAAGCCCUCUCUGAAUCCCAGUGCUCAGCAGGUGUCUCUCCCACACAUCACGGACACCAUCCAGCUGUCUCCCAUAGCAGGACCUCACAAGAGGCCAGAGGUCGCUGCUGGACAGGAGGCAUCUGUGACCGCCAGAGAACAAGGCCACAAAGACUUCUCCCCAAAACACAAGCACUCUGCCGCCCAUCCUGUGACUCUUGCUGAAGCUGUGUCCUGCUUCUUUCCACCGAUGAUUUGUUUUAGAGGCAGCUCAUAUUGUA
Molecule: messenger RNA, 788 nt
Organism: Heterocephalus glaber (naked mole-rat)
Lineage: Eukaryota; Metazoa; Chordata; Mammalia; Rodentia; Bathyergidae
Source: RefSeq, a predicted model, not a curated record